This is a messenger RNA of Fusarium subglutinans, 1929 nucleotides long. RefSeq lists its product as uncharacterized. Bases 1 to 1929 code for a protein of 642 amino acids. Lineage: Eukaryota; Fungi; Ascomycota; Sordariomycetes; Hypocreales; Nectriaceae. The record is from RefSeq and is a predicted model, not a curated record. Gene Ontology annotation, molecular function: serine-type endopeptidase activity. Gene Ontology annotation, biological process: proteolysis. The transcript has 9 exons.
AUGAACACGUUACACCCAGGUACAUUGGUAGAAGAAGAUGUAAUGAGGGUCUUCGAUGAACUGGCGGAGGAAAUCCUCAAUGUUUCGGACCGGAUCUUCCCACUUGCGUCACCUGUCAAUAACUCACAGACAACUUUCACACUCAGCGAGAGAGCCUUAACGCCAUACGCCGGGUCUGAUUCAAUUCCAGAUGAACUAAUCAUCUGUCCGAAGGCUCGUCUCCGUGAUAGUACGACAGAGAAACCAAAAGUCUUCGAGUGUCGGUGCUGCUGUGUAGGCGAACCGCAUGCCGACACCUUGACCUACAAACCGCAAAUGGUCUCUUAUGGCGGUGAAGCCGGAAACGCCAGAGCUGGUCAUUACUAUAAAGAGCUUGAUGCCGCAUCAAAGAACAUUUGUCCUCAGGGAAUAUCUCCCAAGCGUGUUUUCGGCAUGACAGUUUGGCCGGGAAUGGUGCAUAUGAUACAAAAGAUAUGUCACGAGACCAACCCUCUCGGUAGACUUGUUGUUACUCUUCAGAAUACGAUGGUACCACAUGCCAUUGUUCGAGGGCAGGAGGGAGCUGAGGAUGAUGUUGAAUUUUACUUCGAUCUACGAGAAGACGCACAGCAAUUCACGGCAUAUCUCGAAGCUGGUCAGGACAGACUGCGAGAAUUUUUCAUUCGUGGCCUUAUGGAAAACGAGCAAGUCGUGCGUCUUCGGCUGCUUGAUUCCGAUUCCAGUCCAAGAGAGGAUGCCGAAAGUUGGAGGGAGUCUGUAAUAUCCUCCAAAGGUUACAGCCAAGCAAUAAUGACCCUCAAGUUGGUAUCAUCACACGAAGGUGGAGAUCAGAGUUGCAGGGCAAUUGUGUCAAGAGAGAGAUACGAAAAUGCUAUCUGUAUCAACUUCAAAGACAAGAUGCCACAGAUAUCUCAAAGAGGCCUCUUGAAGUCUCUACAAGACCUGGAGAUAUGGAUAAGCGAUUAUGAUCAGAGCGGCAAGUCUAUCGUCUCCCGGAUGAGCUGGGAGGAACUUACUCUACGAGGGACCAAGCCACGAAGUCUCAGAGCCACAUUCAUCAAGAGAACUAUGCGAGGCGAGAGAAAGGAUUCUUACGAGCGGGUCAAGAUCGCUAUCAUCGACUCUGGCCUACAUGAUAGGGAGAGAGGUCGUUACCGAGCUGAGUAUAAAGACUUUACAGGCGUGCCUAACAAUGACUCGUGGCACGGUACUUGCUGUGCUGGGAUCGUUCAGGGGGUAUAUGAGGAAGCUAGGCUUUACAUUGCGAGGAUCUUUGAACGGGACCAUGCUGAUAAGAUUGAGGGACCUCUUCGAAUGGCGAAGGCUAUCCACUGGGCCAUCGAGCCACCGCGGUCCGUCGAUAUCAUCAGCAUCUCCGCUGGUUUCCGCAACUACUCCAAAGAACUCGAUGAAGCUGUUACCAAAGCCAAGGCCGCGGGAGUGCUUGUGAUAGCCGCCGCUUCAAAUUGGCAGAACACGAACACUGUCGCCUUUCCAGCUCGGCAUAAUCUCAGCACCAUGUGCAUCUACUCUACCAAUACGGGCAAUCAGAGCUCCAGCUUUAAUCCGGAACCUCGUGUUGAUACGCAAAACUUUGCAAUUCUAGGCGAGGGAUUUCAACAUCCGGAUCAGAGGAGGAAUGAGCGUAUGAGUGGAACUUCAAUGGCAACAGCUGUUGCGGCCGGACUUGCUGCGAGAAUCAUCGACUUUUCACGACAGAAGGAUAACAAAGCCUCGAUCUUCAGGGCACAGGAUGUAGGAAAGCUGCCAGGCAUGCUGUCGAUAUUCAGCACUAUUUCAAAGCCAGCAGGUAACCUCAGAUACAUCUCACCGCUGGAGUUGUUACCUUUGAGGCAUGGAGUCAGUCGGGAGGCGGAUAGACAACGCGUGAGGGAGGUUCUAUCACAAGCGAUGGAGAGGGCAAACUAG